Messenger RNA from Rana temporaria (common frog), 1265 nucleotides. It is a transcript of the gene MTIF3, whose product is annotated as mitochondrial translational initiation factor 3. NCBI's taxonomy places the organism in Eukaryota, Metazoa, Chordata, Amphibia, Anura, Ranidae. Gene Ontology annotation, biological process: mitochondrial translational initiation; ribosome disassembly. Bases 161 to 1024 code for a protein of 287 amino acids. Gene Ontology annotation, cellular component: mitochondrion. Gene Ontology annotation, molecular function: translation initiation factor activity; ribosome binding. The record is from RefSeq and is a predicted model, not a curated record. The transcript is spliced from 5 exons.
GCAGGGGGCGUGUUUUUCGGUUGCUAAUCCUGAGGUCAUCACGGUGCUGUGAUUGGUUCCUCCCCGGCUGCUGCGGAUGACAAGGUAGCGGGCUAAAGAGGUUGGGAAGGAGCCGGUAGGAGGCAGUACGUUAUGGCACGCCCCUGACAGUCAGUGAAGGAUGUCACUGUGUAGGAUUCACUUGAAGAAACUUGUUUGUCAAGCUGCAAAUCAAGGACUAUAUUCCUUUGAGAGACACCUUGGAUUUUAUAGCCAGUGGUUUAAGGUACGGAGUCCUCGACCAUGGAACCCUGUGGCAUGUGUGCAGACAGGAGAGCUGGUGGCUGGAAUAAGAUUGCACUGCACUGCUGAGCCCAAAGCACAGCCCAUUCGAAAGAAAAAAGAAAACCCCAAUGCUAAAAAGGUUAUCGGAAAUGUGGGACGGUUAAUCCCUUAUAACUAUAUUCAAAUGAUAAGUGAAAAUGGAGAAGACAUGGGAAAGAUGAGCAGAUGGAAGGCGAUAAAAAUCAUGGAAGAACGGGACCUCAAACUGGUGGUGUUUAGGGAAGAUGCAGAUCCUCCGAUGUACAGGCUGAUGACCGGCAAACAGAUCUUUGAAGAACAGACCAAGUUGCGGGAGAAGCAGAAACUCUCCUCUGGCCCCAGUUCUGUUCAGGUCAAGGAAAUGUCCUUCCUAGCCAGUAUUGAGAAACAUGAUUUAGAUAUAAAAAAGAAACAAUUGGCACAGUGGAUUGAAAAGAAAUAUCAUGUGCGAGUUACUGUCACCAAACGUCGUGCUGCAGAUGGGCCAGGAAAGGAGGAUGUUUUGCAGAAUUUACUGAAAUUCUUGCAGAAUCAGGCUACCUGCUCUUCAGAACCAAAAGAAAGGAAAGAUGGUCGGGCUGUGGUUUGUGUCCUACGUCCACUGUCGGCAAAGGAGCUACAAAAGCUGAAAAAAGACUUGGAACCUGAAAAUCGGAAAGAACAAAACACACCAAAGACAAAACUUGAACAGAGUCCAAAUACAGAGCUAACCAAUUCAUGAUAUCUUUCCAAGUUAUUACAUGUUGGUAUUCAAGUGAUUUACCUAAACAAUCAGAAUGUGUACAGAGUCAGAUGUACUUCCAAGGUUUUUAUUUGUUUAGAAGAUGAGCUUUUUUGGUGGAUGGACUUCUGUAAGCCUCUGGUAAAUUAAUUUCUCUGAGUUUUCUCAAUUAACUUGAUCUGCUCUUCAUCUAAAUAAUAAAAAAGAAAGUAUUUGUAAUAAAACAGCAUACAUAUAUUAA